UUUUGUUUCAGUCGGAUGGGCGUCACCAAUCUCCCAACAUCCAGCCGUCUCGACCCUCCCCUGAAAUCACCGCAGGUGUGGACAGUAACAUGACAGUAACACGCGGCGAGGACUCCCCCGAACGGUCGGGCGGCGCCCUCCGACGCCUGCACUACAAGGCCACGCGCAGGGCGCAUUCCGCCGCCGCCCGCCACCACAAUGCUGGUACUCCACCCAAGGUUGUCGUCAUGGGCAGCAGCACGACCUCGGACAAGACCAUCAACACGAGCACUGAUUCAGCGGCCACUGCCCUCACUUCCAUCACGGGAACAGAUGAUUCCAUGGACGCUGAGCCUGAACCUCCCGAGCUACCACACAACCCUCCAAGCCUCAUCGACGCGGAACCUAUCCAAAACCCUCCAAGCACCGCCCCGCCACAUUACCACAGACCCCAAAAUAGCUGUGACAUCGACUCCCCUGCUUACACAAAACCUCAGUCGGCCACCGAGGUCCUAGACUCCCCAAGGCCAGGCCCAGCCCGUUUCAUUUUUGACGUUCCACUUCCAGAUCCUCGAAAAGCAGAUAAAACGCGUAACAAAACCCAAGUGACACAGGUGGGUGCCUCGACAUCCGUUAAAAAUUCUUACGACCAAAAAAUAGAACCUCCCAAAAGCCCUAAAAUUACGCAGAACAAAUACGAAACGCAUUUUAAUUUUGAACCCGACCCCGCGAAGAGGAGAGGCAGUGAACCUCGCGUGAAAAAGAAAGAGAAAGAGUAUUACAAGGACGAAGUGGCCAAGUUACGGAGACAGUUGGAAGGGACGGAAGUCUUUGCGACUAGCAGAAGAAGAUCUUCGACGCACCAACAUUCUGUUCCACCGCCGUCUUCUAGGAGACAGUCCACAGCAGCCCAGGUCCACGUCACAGCCAACCCGUUGGACUCAGCAGCUACCACCAUCCCAGCCGGCAGGACCACCAUCGUAGUCCAACAACCAUCUCUGUCAUUGGACUACGGAGGGUGCUCCACGUUCCUAGUUAGAGAAGGCGAAGAUGGAAGGAGAAAAAGUAGGAUCUGCACUGAUCACCUGCAACAACUCCUUGACGUGACCAGCCAGUUCACGUCGGAAGACUUGCAUGAGUUCGACAAGAGAUACGGAAGUCCACAUCACUCGAGAUCCCAGUCAGUGAAGGCCCAAAGAUCGAGAACGGGAGAACGACAGCUCCUUGGUCUGCCACAGCAGAGAGCCAGGGUGGCUUCCAUGCCUAACACGGGAGUGGAAGAAGAAUACUACAGGCUUCGACAUUUCAGUAUAACUGGUAAGGGCGUAGUGAACCGCGGUGACUCCUUGCGCUCCCGAAGGUCUCGUUCCAACACGUCGGUGGCCUCCAGCGCUUCUAGUACCGAGGUCGCAAAACGAGCCUCAGCGCCCUGCUCCUUGGCAUCAUCCAGGGACUCAUCAGCCGGUCUCAGUUCCUACAGAGUGCUGGUGUUAGGAGGUCCUGGAGUCGGAAAGUCGAGUCUGGUGGGACAGUUCAUGACUUCGGAAUAUCUUCAUGCGUACGACACUAGCAUAGAUGACGAAUCUGGCGAGAGAUCUGUCUGCGUGCUACUUGCUGGAGAGGAAUCCGAGAUAACCUUUCUGGAUUCGCCACCAGAUCAUGUAGUGUCCGAAGGUUGUGCCCACGGGUACUGCGUGGUUUACUCCACGGCAGACAGGAGCAGUUUCGUGGAAGCUGAGAGGAGAUUGCAGGUUCUGUGGGCCGCUGGACACACCUCGCGCCGUGCUGUCAUCCUGGUCGGAAAUAAAGCAGAUCUGGCGAGAUCAAGGGUCGUACCUACUGAUGAGGGCAAGAGCUUGGCUACAUCUUACGACUGCAAGUUCAUUGAGACGUCUGUCGGUAUCAAUCACAACGUGGACGAGCUGCUGGUCGGACUCCUCACUCAGAUCCGACUCAAGCAACAGCACGCCGAGAAGGCCAAAAAACGCAGCGGCUCACGCAAGAACAGAAGCCGCGCCAGGUCUCCGAUGGAGAGCGAGCAGCCCGCGCCAGCCCCGGCCUCCUCCUCCGCGGCCAGCACGCCCAGGAAGAGGACCAGACUCUCGGCCAGUGUCAAGGUCCGAGGUCUUCUGGGGCGCGUGUGGGCGCGUGACUCCAAGUCGAAGUCGUGCGAGAACCUGCAUGUCCUCUAGCAUUCGGUCGCCGAGCCCGUCGCCUGCUUCCCGUUCUUCGACUGCGCCGCCAACUACGCCUGAGAGCACCCCCCCCCAACCAAACACUCCCCCCCCCCCGCGCUCCCCACCCGCACACUGUUGCAGCUCUCGAAAUCGAAAACGCGCAAUGGAACGCAAUAAAGUCAACGUCCUCAACGACCCCGUGUGACCAAUCCUUCGCUUUACAUUACCGGUUUACGAACUGCUAAUAAAUCGAAGCGAUAAGAUAAGUUUCUGUUUAAUCUAAUAAAAGAAAACUUUAUUUAAUUGAAUCAAUUAGAUAUUGCACGAUACCGAUUUCGACUUCGAGAACUGUUCGGUGUCUAUGUCUGCAGACGUGUAUGUAUGUAGACGAUGUAUCUAAAACAUAUUAAUGGGCAUAUAUCGCACAUACGGUGCGAUAACGUCACUUAUGCAAAUUAUAUUAUCUUAUAAUUAUAUUAUAUAAUUAUAUUAUCACUGGUGGUAGGACCUCUUGGGAGUCCGCACGGGUAGGUACCACCACCCCGCCUAUUUCCGCCGUGAAGCACUAAUGCGUUUCGGUUCGAAGGGUGGGGUAGCCGUUGUAACUAUACUGAGACCUUACAACUUAUAUCUCGAGGUGGGUGGCGCAUUUACGUUGUAGAUGUCUACGGGCUCCAGUAACCACUUAACACCAGGUGGGCUGUGAGCUCGUCCAUCCAUCUAAGCAAUAAAAAAUAAAAAUAAAAAAUAUAAUUUUUCAUGAGAAACUUUGGAAAAUUCAACAUCUUAUUACAUAAUUCUUAUAUAGUUCUGCUAAGCUAUAGAAAUAAAAUUAACUACAAACUUCAUCAGUAAAAGCAAACAUCACUCUCGUCCCAUUAAUAAUUAUUAAAAAAUGUAUUUUCUCAUACUCAGUUCAGUGUUACAAAAAUUGCUUAAGUGACCAUAUAACACCGUAUGUGAGAUAUAGCUUAUAGCAGUCCCGCUCAAACAAGCCCGCUACUACGUCGUCUGUGAAAGCUACAUAUGUAUGCGGACGCUGUGCUUUAAUGAAAUUUAAGCUGUCGUUUUGAAAGCCCAGUACUGCUCACCAUAGCGGAACAGUUAGAAUGGCAUUCAUCCAACUAAAAUUGGACUCAUAAAUCCGUAAUAAGUGUUUUUAAAUUGGACAAUUGCUUGAUACAAUACACAAAGUAUAAUGAUUACUUUGUGUAGAACGCUAACAUGUGUAUUUGGUACAGUGGUAGACCUCCAGUAGGACGCUGCAAUGGCGAGGCUCCCAACGGUAUAGCUGCAGCCCGGCGUAGGAUGCCGGGUGCGUGCCGGGCGCGACCGCUUGCAUUAAUACCUCUUUUUUCCUUGUUACAUCUGCCAGACCGCGUAAAAACGCGUCUUCCCUCAAAAAGCUCAUGACGUAAUCUGUCCAAUUUAAAAAUACACAAUAUAAUAAAGUUAUAAGUAAUUUAGACAAUCCUAACCCUAAAAUCCAGGUAGCUUGAUUUGAGAUUAAUUAACUUUCGUCCAUUGCCCUUGUAUAGUUGGAACUUGCGGUCUGAACAUUCAAAUAGGUAUAUUCGGACCGCUUAACACAAAAAAGAGGUUCUGUGAAAUUUUUUGCUCUAAAAUUAAUGGACCUUUCAGUAUUUUGUUAUUCUGGAAUAUUUUCAUGUUUAUUUCCGUAACGAAUUCUUCUUUAAGAUGCGCGUCACUUGAAUUUGUUAAUUCAACAAAAUAUUCUUUAAGCACGGGCUCAAAGAUUGAAAACCUCAUCUUAAAUGAGCUAGGUCUGUAAUGUUAAUCAGAAUAUAAUAAUAUUGAUUACCACCCUGCAAUUAAAAUUUUUAUUUAUUGAAUUAUGAAGAAUUACAAUUAAAAGCUAUUUGGAUGACCACUGGUAAGAAAAAUUUUAAUGGUACGUAAAUAAAAACUGUGCUUAAAUCGUAUAUUGUCAAAAGGGAAGAAAAUGGGUUCGGCGAAUUGUAAGCAAACCUUCACCGUGACGCCAUGACGUUAUCGUGAAGUGUGUGAAAUUAAAAUUGUAAAAUUCGUAAAAAAAAAAAUGGCGGUGUUACUCCAAUGACCGACCAUACGCCAUUUAGUAGAUAUAAUUUAUUAACCUUUUUUUUACUUUAACCAAAAUGAAUAUUUUGAGCUACUUUAUUUAGUAGCUCCUGUAGUUUUACCAACUGUCAAUGUCGUCACUGUCAUUUUUUGAUCUUCUUAUUUUAAAAAAGAUACGCAAUAACAGUUGAUCUCAAAAUAAUCUAAAUCAGUGAUUACCUGUUAUUUCACAUCUUCGAUAUUAGUUAAUACGUUUUUUUACUAGGUAUAAUAUUUGUUUAGUUGUGACAAACUAAGAGCCUCCGUCAAAUCAAAGUAUCGUAUUAAUGAAGUGAGUUGACCACGGGACUAGUGCGACGCGUCUCAAGCUUUUAGUCAAAAAGACGCACUUGCGAAUAUACAUAAUGAAAUCACUGAACUGUUUACACGUGCAGCUAAAUCGAACCUAUCAAUUGUGUAGACAGUGUCAGUGAACUACAAGCACCUCACAUCCCCCCUUCCUCCCGUUAGCUCAUCUCACCCCUGCCCUGUGUGGCAGGGUGUUUCAUGCCUGGGCAGAGGGACUCGCCCGGAGGUCCGUUCCGUAAAGGGGUACGACGACCACCAAAGACGAGUGGCUUACAGCAAUCUGGCUAUCUGAAAUGUACAUCAAGAAAAAUAUUCAUUGGUUUAAAGCAUGCCCCUGUAUUCUAAUUGUCUCCUCCCGAUCCCAAACAUUCAUCCCAGAACUCCAGCCAUGUUUUGAUGUGCCUCCUUGGUUCCAGACUUCCGCGUUUGGAUUUGAAAGAGGCUCUUACAAUGAACUUAAUUGUUUGCUAAAAAAUUUAUCGGAAUAAAACUUGAAAUCAAUAUGCUAAAGUAUUAAUGAGUAUUAAAUUAGUUAAGUUAACGAACUAUUUAGACUAGUGAAUGUAUGUGAUCCCCGAGUGUUUCCCGAGUGCUAGUGAUUAAUGUAUUCAUUACUUAUUUUGAAAGUUUAUUAUAUUAUAUAAAAGUAUUAGCAUUUACAAUGCAAUUACCAAUUAAUAACGUCACUUAUAUUCAGCAACGUUCAAUUGAUUAUGUAUUCUCAAACGAUACGAACAUUAACGGAUAGAUAUUGGUUCGUUAAUGAUAAUGAUAAUAUAGUGCCAGACCGGGUAACUGUCUGUGAGUUAAAUUUGAAAAUAACAAUACGCCGAAAAUAUGAACGUUUGUUAGACAUCCCUGAAAACAUUAUUGCGUUUGUAAACGAAAGCGAAUUUACUCUCUGCCACUAAAAUAAAACUGCUUCGUUAAGUUAUAUUUUUGAUUCUAGCCAAGAUGCUGGCCCAUAAAUAGAUUAAUGGUAAAUAACACACGCAGCCUUACGACAAACGAGGAUAUCAACAGUCGUAUCUUUGAUUUAAUGUGACAGAAUAUAAAGGAGUACCUAGUAUGAACAAAAAUUAACAGCUAAUACGUAUCUAGUAUCUGUACUUUAUUGUUGAGUGCAAUUUAAAUACUCAUAUCGAAUGGUGAAAGACUAUUUUCUUAAAGCGAAAUUUUUAUAACUUUAUAGGAGAAUCAUUUAAAGGUCAAAAUUUGGAAAAAACACUAUAACAAAAACAAACUUCUUCAGCUAUUUGAAUAGGGUAAACAUAAUUGAAUUUCAAUUAAUAACAUCGAACUGUUGAUGGUAAUCACUACAUAGUAUAAAACAAAGUCGCUUUCUCUGUCCCUAUAUCCCUAUGUAUGCUUAAAUCUUUAAAACUACGCAACGGAUUUUGAUGCGGUCUUUUUUAAUAGAUAGAGUGAUUGAAGAGGAUGGUUUAUAUGGAUAAUAACAUCCAUUAAAUAGUGGAGAAAUCAAUAAUAAAUUACAGUUUCCGAAGCGAAGCGAGGGCGGGUUCCUAGUACCAAAUAAAACGGACCUAUAAUUACAAAGAUAAAUGUCGCGUGUUAAGAGAAAUGUCGCUUAAAAUAAAUAGCCUUUUACCUUUCGAUAUAAUAACCGUACAUCAUUACGAAGCAGCCAGAAUGCUGUAAGGAAACUGCAGGAAGCGUCUCUUGACUCGCUCCGAUAGCGUGCGUGCUCCUUGCCCGCGACUACACACAUAUGACGUAGUCAACCACACACACGGUCGGCGUGUGCCACUUGUGUUUGUCCCUAGUUCUAAUACCUAAAUUAUUUGUGAUCGAUCAAGAUUCAAUUUCGGACAACACAAACCUAUUUUAUAAUUUAUAGUCUUGUUUAUAUUCCUUUGACGGAAGCGACUGUUUUAACGAUAUGAAUCACGUGUUUGAACGAUUAUCUCCUACUAAAAGUUAGAAUUUUUGUGCAGUUUCCAUUGCUUCUUUGGUUCGUAUAAUAUUAUUAUAUUAAAAUAUUGGGUCCAGAGCUCCAAAAACGAACUAGAUUUUAAGCUGUUUCGGUUAUGGGUAUUGAGUAUUUUAUAUUUGAUAUCUGUUGACACUGUCGCGUCAUGUAAAGAUAGUUCCAAGGAAGCGGUCGAGCGGUGAACUUAAAUCUAAAAUUUAUAUUAAAUUCUAUGUUGCUCAAAAAUCAUCUGUGAACGAACGCCGAUACAAAAAAUCAAAAACACAGUGUACUAGUCGGGGACGCGAGACCGCGUGGAGCGCUUCGUGAUUUGUCGGCGCCGCUCGGAGCCGCUUCGGCAAGCCAAUCGCGGCGCACUUAUUUUUUCGUUUCGUUUCAUUCCGUUUCAUAGAGUUUGAAAUCACAACGAUUCUAAUGAAGUUUCACUUCAAAAAUUCUAAGUAUCAUAAUAUAUUACUUCAAAAAUGUUUCGUUUCUUUAAAACGACUCUCAAUAUGCUUAAGAUAAUAAUACAAUUAAUUUGACGUUCCAUUAUUUAUUGAGAUAUAGCUUAUUUUGUUACAUAGUAUCGCUUACUGAAUUUAAUAUCACAAGACAAGGCCACAGCACUCGAUCUGAAGCUGUGGGAUCUUGAAGUGGAUACACGUCAGUACGGAUCUCAAAUUAACGACAUAGUUUUCUUGUGACAUUAGUGAAUUCAGUAAACGCUAAGUAUCUAUACUAAAUAAGUUAUUUUUGAUUUAAAAUAUAAAGGCGUCCCUCGUAUAACAUGAUAGUUUAAAACAUUUGUAUCGAUAUAACACGGUACACGGCUUUUUAUUAUUAUAUUAUUAUAUUUGAAGGCUUCGUAUAACACGGUUUCGAUAUAACAAAGGCUAGGCUUCGAUCUUACAUUGUAAACCUUGUUUUGUAUAACACGAUUUCGAUAUAGCACGAUACGGAUCGUGUUAUAUGAGUACGAGGGAAGCCUGUGUUUGAAAACGUCAAAUUGAUUAGCGUAAAGUCACAGCUCAGUGGCCGCUGUCUCGAUUAUAGUCGAUGUGGACGUGUCCGUUCCUGAUGUGGCCCCGGACGACCGCACUCGGAGUGCCUCAACGUUGGAAGGUUGGUUCUGUCCCUCCGUGACACCCGUUUGCCUUAUUUUUUAAUAGAAUUUCUUUUUUGAUUAGCGAGCGCGUAUCUGAUAGACGCUGGCCAUGUUUUUAAAACAUUUUAUAGAUUUACUAGUGUAACAUUAGUAUUAUUGUAUCAAUUUGAUGUUACUUUAUUGGAGUAUUAUUAAACUAGCUUGAUCCUUUAGGAUAAUCAUGAGGAGGUUAGCUUUAUAGUGUAGUAUACGUGUGUUUAUAAAGUACUCAUCGUUCGUGUUUAAUGUUUAGUACCCAGGGUCCAAUAAAAAACACCAAACUCAUCCCUCACCCUUGGACUGUCCUGGCGAAUCCCGGUCCAUCAGCAGUAGAGGCGUAGAUGAGCUUACAUUAAAUUUAGGCGAAAGAUAGUGUUUGGUCAAAAAUCAAGUUAUGGAUCCGUAAUUAUCGCAAUGAUCGCGAUCGAGCAGGGAAUCGACAAUAAGAAAUUGUGACGAAUUAAAUUCACAGAUGCGAAUUUGUUUUGCUAAUGUACAAGUCUGAUUGCAACUAGCGUUGAAAGCGAUGGCUGAUCUACUGCUGUGUCCUUCCUUUAUUAUAUCUCCAGCACACAUCCUUAUUUCUCACCCCUACCCUCCCAACUAGUCAACGUUUCAUGUUACUAUUAAUAUAGAAUAUAAUCUGGUCAUGAGUUAAAUUCAUGACAAAUAAAGAGUAAUCUCAUAGCGAAAACUGACAUACACUAGUUUAAAAAAAAAGGAAAAUCGAAUUAGUACCGUGGAACUGGCGAUGUUCAAAGCAUGAAACGCUUCAAGGAUAUUUUAUUUAAUCCCUUAUUAAACCACGCCCUACAUCCUUUAGGACCAUUAGAGCAAUAUAUAUAUUUAUAUUUUGUAAUCCAAUGUGUAGUGUAGGCAUAGUAUACCUGAUAUCAGAGUCACAAUCUCCAAGACGCAAGGUUUUAAACUGAAUGAUAGUUAAUGAUACUUGUAACGAUUGAACAUACUCACUCAGAGACCGCUCAACUCAACAUUUACGGGUCUUUGCAUUCUUCAAGGACAUCUAUGAAGGAUUUCGUUUCAAAGUCCAUUGUCUUGGCGAUUGUGAAAUUAACUUUAACAUUUUUAUAAACAUUAUGGUCGUAACGUUUGAUCUUCAAUACCGUAUCAGAGUUCUAAGGUCGGUGGUACUCAACUAAGAUCAUUGAAACAAUACAGAGAGCGGGUCGUGUUCCUGAUCACGAUGACCUUGUUCGUGAGCUACAUUGAACACUUGUUAGCCUUCGAAAGCACUUAUAUAGUGUUAAGUCGUUAUGAUAAGUUGUGGAAAGCCCGAGAAGCUACACUCAGAGGCUUUUUUUUUAUUGCCUAGAUGUGUAGACGAGCUCACAGUUCACCUGGUGUUAAGUGAUUACUGGAACCCAUAAACAUCUACAACGUAAAUGCCGCCACACACCUUGAGAUACAAAUUCUAAGGCCCCACCCUUCAAACCGAAACGCAUUACCGCUUCACGGCAGAAACAGGCGGGGCGGUAUCACCUACCCGUGCGGAAUUUCCCAUGUGAAUUCUCACAGAUGCUAAGGAGCUAGUAAGCCAUAUUACAUGUUUAAGCCUGAAGAUUCGUUAAUUCCUACAACAAUAAUUAAAAUCCCAUAGCUUCGCCCCUGGCGUUCCCUCGCCACAAAGCCCGCGCGUCAUAAGGGUCCCGAAGGCUCCAGAUUGCCAAGUAGUUAUUCAAUGCAAGGAAACUUCCAUUGCCAUUUUCAUGCCGUCUGCUUUUUAACCAAGAACCACAGCUCAUGAUCAGUCAUCGUCGAGAUGUCGCAGAUACUACCAUAAUCAGUAGAUACCUAAUUAAUUUAGACUACUAGUAUUUUAUACUACUUUUAUGGCUUAAUUUAUCGUUUAUUAUUUCUCUAAUAUUAUAAAUAAGACGGUGGUUAACAUAAAAUUCAAUAACGAAUAACCACUCUGUCAUCUGACCACAACAGCCGUAGAUGAUUAGACCCGUCGGAAAUAAUAAACACGAUAUUAAUUACCAUAUCAGAAAAAUUUAGUAAUUAUUUCCGAACCACGAGAAACCCGAAUGAAAUAAUAUACAUUUUGCACUAAUUCCUUUGCCAUAUAGUUUUAAUUGAAUACCCGACCUUAUAGCUCUGGUAAACAAAAUAAAAUUAUUUCUAUGUAUUACGACGGUGAAGCGUCUAGUGAACAGUGACCAGCACAAACUCUAUCUAUACAGUUUCAUUCUUUCUUAUCACAUACUCGACAUAGUUGAAUAAAAUGGCCGCAAUAUAUAAAGACAUUUCAUUAAAAACUUAAUCAAUAUAACUAAUAACAUAUCUAAUAUACAAUUUAUUUCUGAAAGUUAGCGCACAAAAAAUAAAUCAAAAAGAUGUAUCAACGUUUUUGCAUCUGGCAACACUGACGCCACUUAAACUAUGUUUAUUGAGUGACGAACUGUGUUUUAUGUACUUGCUUUUAAGAACUAUUUUAGUUUGAAUGCUCAGUACAGUACUUGUGAUUUUUUUAUAUCUGAACUCCAAGACGGAUUGAAAAUAAAAAAAAUCACGUUAGAAGCCUAAAAAUGACGCUCUGAGGACUCCAUGGUCAGAUUCAAAAUUAUUUUGAUACAUCGAUUCAGUGUAAUAAUACUCAAGAGAUAUAGAUGUAGAUUUUGUAUAAAUUAACCCACUGAGUUUCUCGCUGGAUCUUCUCAGUGGGUGGCGAUUCCGAUCCGGUGGAAGAUUCUGCAAAGCACUGCUCUUGCUACGGCUAGUGUUAGCUAGUUCUCCAGCAAUAAAUAACAAUAACAAUAAUCCUAUCCCACAGGAGCAUUUCAACUAAAAUGGUUUUUAAAUACUAUUAGAUAUUUAUGUAUUAUCCUUUAUUUAAAAGUCGGGGAGAGUGCCAAAUAUUUAAAGAACUCUAGAAUACGCGUAAGUUUCAAUUAUAAUUUUCAAUCACUCAUUAUAUAUAAAAAACAUAAAUGGAUAUAUAUAAUAAAUACAAAUAUAAACAUUUUGCUUAAAGUAAUUUGUAAAUUUGCUGGUGGCAGGCUGUAUUGUUAGACCGGCACGAUGCAUAUUUUUGCCACGAAGCUAAACUGCAAACUUGACACUUUAACCUCAUGUUUCAAGACGGGUAACGGCAUUCGGUUUAUAAAAAUUCUGUGGGCUCUGGUAAACAUAUACCACCGAGCGAGCCUCGAGCUUGGCCGCCCAGUUAUGCAAUAAAUCUGGAAAAAAAACAGCGGGCACUUUAUUGCACUGAUUGUAACGUAAUAAGUAAUUUUACUGAGACGAUUAAUUUAAUUGAAUGCAUUGUAAUAAUAUGAAUGAUUUUUUUUUUGCUUAGUCAGUUGGACGAGCUCACAGCCCACCUGGUGUUAAAUAGUUACUGGUGCCCAUAGACAUCUACAACGUAAAUGCGUCACCCAUCUAAUAAGUUCUAAGGUCUCAAGUAUAGUUAAAAAUAAUUGAUUCACACAUGAUUCACACUAUAAAAGUGAUUUCUUGUUAGUUUCUCCGGUUGUUUAAAUAUUUAGCACUCGCUCAACUCAACGCUGUGUGUUUAUGAGCACUCUUCUAAAUAAAAUGGUGGGUUUCUGCGUUUUCAAUGUAAUUUCAUAGUUGAGUGUGUUAUAUUAUAGCGUUAUAUCAAUUGAAUUGUAUUUGUUUGUCGUCUGAAGUGUAAUGUUUCGAGAAAUAUUAAAUGAUGUUUUAUUAAAUAAA
Bombyx mori (domestic silkworm) is the source of this 11338-nucleotide messenger RNA. RefSeq lists its product as uncharacterized. Gene Ontology annotation, molecular function: GTP binding; GTPase activity; calcium channel regulator activity. The coding region runs from base 90 to 2171 and encodes 693 amino acids. Gene Ontology annotation, cellular component: plasma membrane. The transcript is spliced from 12 exons. The record is from RefSeq and is a predicted model, not a curated record. Lineage: Eukaryota; Metazoa; Arthropoda; Insecta; Lepidoptera; Bombycidae.